UUUCAUCGUACCUCCUUGAACUUUAGCAAACUCUAAUGCAUAAAAGGGCCCCUAAACUCGCAAUUGAAGUGCCCAGGGGUUAAGAAAACUCUCUGGGCCUUUGAUAUACAUAACAUAGACAGAGAAUUUAGAAAGCAUUGGUCCAGCCUUAUUUCCAUAUGGCUAAGAUACAUAUUUCUCCAUUUCUUUGUCUAUUCUUUAUCUUGGUCAAUGUCAUCCCUCACUCAGCUGAUGAAACACAGCCCACCAUUUUCAUUCUGGGGGACUCCACUGCAGAUGUCGGGACCAAUACUUAUUUGCCAGGGAGUAAGGUGAGAGCCAACUUCUCUCACUAUGGCAUAGACUUUCCCCAUAUGAGGCCAACUGGAAGGUUCAGCAAUGGCUUUAACAGUGCUGAUUUCGUCGCCAGGUUCUUUGGGCUGAAGAGAAGUCCACCACCAUUUCUGUUUCUUCUGACACUAAAAUCCAAUCAUUUCCAAAAGCAUCUGUUGAAAGGUGUAAACUUUGCCUCAGCUGGUUCUGGCCUUCUUGACAUAACAGGUCCAAACAUGAGCAUCGUGCCCUUAUCACGGCAGAUCAGUCAACUUUCUACAGUAAAGGAUAAUCUCACUGCCCUGAUAGGCUCAACAGCAACAGAAACACUGCUCUCUAAAUCUAUGUUCUUCAUCAGUAUUGGGAGCAAUGACAUUUUUGGCUAUUUUAUGACCAAUAGUACAAUGCCCAGAGAUCAGUUCAUUGGCAUUCUGAUCUCGGCGUAUUCAAACCACAUCACGAAUUUGUACACGCUCGGGGCAAGGAAAUUCGGUAUCAUAAGUGUGCCACCUGUGGGUUGUUGCCCAUCUCAGAGACUCCUCCAGAAACUUAUCAAUGGUGUUGAUGGCUGCUUUCCUCCAGAGAAUGAUUUCGCCUUGGCCUUCCACUCAGCACUUGACACCCUUUUAGUCAACAUCAGCUCACAGCUUCCAGGAUUUAAGUACUCGCUCGGAAAUGGAUACCUAAUGACAAUGGAUGUCAUAAACAAUCCACAAGCCCACGGAUUUGAUAAUGUGGAUUCAGCAUGUUGUGGAUAUGGAAUUCUAAACUCAGAAGGCCCUUGCAACUCAACAGCACCACUUUGCCCAGAUCGACGUAAGUAUUUGUUCUGGGAUCAGUUCCACCCUACAAAGAGAGCUGCUUUCUUGGCAGCACAAACACUCUACAGUGGUCCUCCAUAUUAUGUAUCACCAAUUAAUUUUUCUCAACUGGCUAAGGACUAUUAGCAUCAGAAGAUUUGUUCACCCUUUAGUACACUUUUCCAGAAUAAGUGAACUGCCAGAGAUCAUUAUCAUGUUUGAUCCUGUCACUGGUGAGAAGAAAACACUAAAUUGCAUUAUGCUGGAGAAUUUCGUUCGUAAUUUUAUGCAUCCAGAGUUAACCAUUUUCAUUUUUAAGAAUCGUUUUUUUUUUUUUUACUGAUUUACACUCUUUA
Sesamum indicum (sesame) is the source of this 1468-nucleotide messenger RNA. Its product is annotated as GDSL esterase/lipase At5g55050. The record is from RefSeq and is a predicted model, not a curated record. NCBI's taxonomy places the organism in Eukaryota, Viridiplantae, Streptophyta, Magnoliopsida, Lamiales, Pedaliaceae. Gene Ontology annotation, molecular function: hydrolase activity, acting on ester bonds.